CAGUCCCUACAUAGCCUUGAAAAUCAUCAUUGAAGGAUAAUACUCUAAUGAGCCGAAGCCGAAGGAACAUUAGUCCUUUGCGAAAAAUGCUCUUCUUCCCCUUCUUAUUUCUGCUAGUAUGCAAUUGCAUAGCUGAAUCAGCUGACCCGUUAGGCCAAUUCUGCAACCGAAACUCGAAUAUCAGCACUGGCAGCCAGGUCUCUGCAAACAUCGAUCGUUUGCUACCCCAGCUAGUCUCGAAGACCGAAUCCGAUGGCUACAUCGCCACCUCAUAUGGUGAGGACAAGGACAAGGUGUACGGCCUCGCACAAUGCCGAGGGGACGUGAGCCGCGAUGACUGCUCGAGCUGUAUCCAGGACGCUGCGAAGCAGAUCCGUCAACUAUGUCCAAACCAAGCCGAUGCCAGGAUCUGGUACGACUACUGCAUCCUCCGGUAUAGCCUAGAGAAUUUCUUCAGCAAGGUCGAUACAUCAUUCGGGAUAUUCUACUACAAUGUCGAUAACGUGACUGAUCCCAAAACUUUCAACAAGGAGUUGGGUGAUCUAAUGGACCGGAUUGAAUCACAAGCUGUCAGGCCUAAGAAUGGAGGACUUGGGAAAGGCGAGAGCAAGCUCUCACCAUUUAUCACGCUCUACGCUCUGGUUCAGUGCACGAGAGAUUUGGCUCCGUUGAGCUGCGCCCAGUGCCUCGCAAUCGCAGUCGGGAACUUCCCAAACUUCUGCGAUGAUCGGAAGGGAUGUCGGGUCUUAUACAGCAAUUGUUACGUCCGAUACGAGCUUUACCCGUUUUUCUUUCCCCUCGACACGAAUAGUACUCAAGUAGAGUCAAUAGCGAGCGUAAUGAGAGUAGUUUCUCCUUAGACUUGCAUCAUCUAUCCUGCUUAAUAUUUCCUCUUUCUAUGUUUCACGUAGACAAUAGUAAGGGCAAUUCGCGAUUA
Molecule: messenger RNA, 937 nt
Organism: Punica granatum (pomegranate)
Lineage: Eukaryota; Viridiplantae; Streptophyta; Magnoliopsida; Myrtales; Lythraceae
Source: RefSeq, a predicted model, not a curated record